AAGCAAAGGCAAAGUGAAAGACUGUGAGCCCUCUUUUCUCCCAUCACAUCUGAUGAGACUGCAGAAGAAAUGGAAGUAGCUGUGAUACACUUGAUCAUCCUGGGAGCCAUCGCAGGUUUAACCAAAGGAGCUGGUGUGUUGCCUGAUGUUCUGAAUGCAGCUGUGGGAGAGACGGUGAUGUUCACCACAACACUGACUCCACCAAAAAAACCAUUUCUGACAGUGGGCUGGACAGUUGAUGAAAAAAAUCUAAUCAGUUUCACUGGUAAAAACUCAACUGCACCAGAGUAUGAAGGCAGGAUCACCCUCUUCAUGUCUACUGGAUCUCUGGAGCUCAGAAAUGUGGCUCUAAAUGACAGUGGGGUAUACAGAGUUAGCAUUUUUCCAUCUGGAGAGCCACAGAAGACAGGUGAAACCAGACUGAACGUAGAUGUACCAGUUUCCAAUGUAAUAGCAACAGCCAGCAGCACAGACUUGGUAGAGUUCAACAGCUCCGUCUGUCUGUCCUGCUCCUCCUCUGGAGCCUCUCUGUCUUUCCUCUGGCUGAACGGCAGCUCUGAGGUUACAGCCAGCGACAGAGUUCAGCUCACUGAUGGAGACGCCAAUCUCACUAUAUUAAACGUGACCCACUACGACCAGGGACCAUUUAAGUGUCAUGUGUCCAAUCCUGUCAGUAAUGGCACCAGUGAUCCAAUAAACCUCUCAAUCAGCUAUGGACCAGAAAAUGUUCAAAUCACAGGUCCAAGUGAGAUACAUCCGAAUGAGAACUUGACUUUAACCUGCUCUGCUGAGUCCAGACCACCUGCCACUUACACCUGGAUACUGAAUGGGACAAAGAUACACAAUUCUGCUGUGUUCACUAAAGACAGCAUUCAACCCUCUGACAGUCGCACCUACACCUGUGAAGGGAUGAAUGACGUAACUGGAAGAAAACUGUCUGCAGACCAUGAACUGUCUGUAACAGAUGGGCCGCCUGGAGGUCUUUCACCUGGCGCCAUUGCUGGAAUAGUUAUCUCAGUUUUAGUGGUUGUUUCUGCAGCAGCUGUUGGAGGUUACUUUAUUUAUAAAAAUAAACAAAGAAGAACAGAUAUGCUCUCCCCACUGUCAUUUAGAGCCACAUUUCUGAGCUCCAGAGAUCCAGCAGACAUGAAGAGGGUGAUCCGGCCUUCAUACUCUGGUUUAACCAAAGGAGCUGGUGUGUUGCCUGAGGUUCUGAAUGCAGCUGUGGGAGAGACGGUGAUGUUCACCACAUCACUGACUCCACCAGAGAAACCAUUUCUAACACUGGGCUGGACAUUUGAUGGAAAACCUAUAAUCACUUUCACUGGUGCAAACUUCACUGCACCAGAGUAUGAAGACAGGAUCACCCUCUUCAUGUCUACUGGAUCUCUGGAGCUCAGAAAUGUGUCUCUACAUGACAGUGGGGUAUACAGAGUUAACAUUUCUCCAUCUGGAGAGCCACAGAAGACAGUGCCAAUUUCCAAUGUAAUAGCAACAGCCAGCAGCACAGACUUGGUGGAGUUCAACAGCUCCGUCCGUCUGUCCUGCUCCUCCUCUGGAGCCUCUCUGUCUUUCCUCUGGCUGAACGGCAGCUCUGAGGUUACAGCCAGUGACAGAGUUCAGCUCACUGAUGGAGGCGCCAACCUCACUAUAGCUAAUGUGACCCGCUACGACCAGGGACCAUUUAAGUGUCAUGUGUCCAAUCCUGUCAGUAAUGGCGACAGUAAUUCAAUAACCUUCAACAUCAGCUUCAUUUUUAUUUUUCCUUACAUUUUGUUGACCUUUUUUGCUGUCAUUUUAUCCCUACAAUCAGACGGCCCAGACAAUGUUAAUUUGACAAUGUCUCCGUCACAAGAAUACCAUGCAGAAGGGUCAAACAUCACCCUGAUGUGCUCAGCUGACUCCAAACCUGAUGCCCAAUUUAAGUGGCUUCUGAAUGGAGUCCUGCUGUCUGAUACUGGACCAGAGCUCAGACUGAUGAACAUUCAGAUGAGUCAAAGUGGGAACUACAGCUGUCAGGCCUUUAACAGCAAAACUCUGAGAUAUGAAUCAUCUCCACCUGCCACCAUCUCUGUACUGAAGAUAAUAUCAGGUGCUUCAGUUAAGCCGUCAACAAACGUGUUGAUUGAAGGAAACUCAGUCAACUUAACCUGUGACGCUGCUGGCUCUGUCUUUACCAGAAAGUGGAGGAAGGGUGGCUCAGAUCUGAGCGUGUCUGAGAACAUAAUACUUUACGAUGAGAACAGAGUGCUGUCUUUUAAGAGCCUGAACAAAAAAGACAGUGGAGAAUAUUCCUGUACAGUCAGCAAUCCCGUCAGCAGCGAUGAAGCUAAAUACUCCAUGGAGGUCAACUAUGGACCAGAAAAUGUUCAAAUCACAGGUCCAAGUCAGAUACAUCUGAAUGAGAACUUGACUUUAACCUGCUCUGCUGAGUCCAGACCACUUGCCACUUACACCUGGAUACUGAAUGGGACAGAGAUACACAAUUCUGCUGUGUUCACUAAAGACAACAUUCAACAUUCUGACAGUGGCAUCUACACCUGCGAAGCGAUGAAUGACGUAACUGGAAGAAAACUGUCUGCAGACCAUGAACUGUCUAUGGGAGGUCUGGAGGUCUUUCAGCUGGCACCAUCGCUGCAAUAG
This is a messenger RNA of Epinephelus lanceolatus (giant grouper), 2643 nucleotides long. NCBI's taxonomy places the organism in Eukaryota, Metazoa, Chordata, Actinopteri, Perciformes, Serranidae. The record is from RefSeq and is a predicted model, not a curated record.